Molecule: messenger RNA, 1353 nt
Organism: Meloidogyne enterolobii
Lineage: Eukaryota; Metazoa; Nematoda; Chromadorea; Rhabditida; Meloidogynidae
Source: the annotation of a GenBank genome assembly
AUGGCUAGAGAUAUAUUUGGUAUUGAUGAAUUCUUUUCGAACCCGGUCUCUGUGCAAUUUCUUCAUCGAAAUUUGGCUUAUUUGACUCUCAUCGUAGUUUCACUUACUUGGUUUAAGGGACGCAAUAUGAAGUUGUCAAAUCGUGCUAAAUUUGCAUUGCACACUCUCUUGGCUGCGUGUUUCACGCAAGCUGCGCUUGGAAUUGGAACUCUAAUGGCUCAGGCAUCGGGAAUUAAUGAUGAUAAAAAGAGUGAAAAAUCAAUGCGUUCAUUCAGAAAGGGCCAUCGACGAGCGCAGUCAAUGCCGUCGCAAUAUAACGGAAAACAAUCACAGCGAUACACUCGAAACCAAGAAAACGAUAAAACGCAAGUGUCAGAUAAAAAUGGAGACAAAACGCAUAGACAUGUCCAAGUGCCCGCGUCUAAUCAGAGAAGUGGCUGCCAAAAUCCUCCGGAUUUUGAUGCUAUUGAAGUUAUGGAAGACGACAAAGAUUUUGAGGUUCCGAUUAAUGAAGAAGAAAUGAUGCAAUUCGAGGGAAUUGAGCACUCUGAAGGAGAAGAGGGUAACACUAAUGUGCACAAAAGACACAAAAGAUUUUGGCAAGUGAAUUGGAAAGGAGUACACUUCACCGGGCUUCCGGCUUGGUUACAAGGCUGUGUUGCUUUCACUGGUGCGUUUGUUUGGCUUUUGAGUAGGCCAGCGAACGUUAUGGCCUGGCCAGAUAAGCUCAUUUUUUCUGCAUUUUUUGUCGGUGCAAUCUUAUGUAUGGGCCUUUCCUUUUCAUUUCACACUCUUCAAUGUCACUCUGAAAACGUUGGGAGACUUUUUAGCAAGCUUGAUUAUUCUGGUAUAUCUUUACUGAUUAUAGGUUCAUUCGUACCAUGGAUCUAUUACGCUUUCUAUUGUCGAGCAUUCGCUAUGUCUUUCUACAUUGGUAUGAUUGUUGUAUUGGGGAUAGCUGCAGUCGUUGUUUCUCUUUGGGACAAAUUUGCACAACCAAAAUUUAGACCACUUCGUGGAGGCGUUUUCUUAGCCAUGGGACUAAGCAGCAUUGUACCAGCGUUGCAUUUGGCAUUAACGGACGGUUUUAAGUGGAUGUUUGAUUAUGCUUCCUUUCACUGGCUUUUGUUAAUGGGUUUUCUGUAUAUAACUGGUGCCGCAGUUUACAUGUGUCAUUCUCACCAGCUCUUUCAUAUCUUUGUGAUAUUGGCUGCUGCUGUUCACUAUCAUGGUAUUUUGGAGAUAGCAAUGAAAAGGCUUGAGGGUGGCUCUUGCUCUGAACAGUUAAUUGAACAAAGCGGGACGGACAAGGCGGAUAUUCAAUGGAUAGACGAACAGCUACGACCAUACUAG